This is a messenger RNA of Melanaphis sacchari, 1128 nucleotides long. Its product is annotated as zinc finger MYM-type protein 5-like. Lineage: Eukaryota; Metazoa; Arthropoda; Insecta; Hemiptera; Aphididae. The coding region runs from base 1 to 1128 and encodes 375 amino acids. The record is from RefSeq and is a predicted model, not a curated record. The transcript has a single exon.
AUGUCGGAUGGUAGACAGCGACUUUCAGGUGCAGAAUAUAGGAAAAGAAAACGUGAAAAAGAAGCUGUAAUUAAAAAACAGUCUAAUUCUAUCAAAAAAUUUUUAACGGGUUCUUCCUCUUCAUUAAAUAUUUCAAAUGCUGUAGUUGUACAACCUAGUGAAGUUGUUGACUCUUUCUCAGUUAUAGAUGCCACUGUACCUUCUGAAACUACAGUAGCCAAAAGUUCAACAGAAAAUGUUAUCAGUACAGACCCUGCGGAAUGGCCUUUAAUUAUUAAUAACGACUUUAAAACAUUGUUGGUUGAAAAAGGCCCUCCUGCUCCGUUAAAUGCAUAUUUUGUAUUUCCUUCAGAUGAUCAAGGACGAAAAUUCACACAAUUUCAUUACAAACGAAGUAUGAGUAAUGGAGAAAAUGUCACAAGAACAUGGCUUGUAUACUCUAUUUCCAAUGACGUAAUAUUUUGUUUUUGCUGUAAACUAUUUGAUAAUUCAAACUCUAAGUUGGCUUUAGAAGGGUAUAAUGACUGGAGGCAUUGUACACAAAUGUUAAAAGGACAUGAAACAUCAAAAAAUCAUUUGACCGCAUAUAGUACAUGGUUAGAAUUGUCAUUGAGGUUAAAAAAAACAAAAACAAUUGAUGACGUAAACCAACGUAUUUUAGAAUCUGAGUGUAGGCAUUGGAAUGAAGUUUUACAACGUAUCAUGUCGGUAGUACAAUUUCUCGGUCAUCAAAAUUUAGCUUUUCGUGGAUCAUCUGAUCAGUUAUUCAAACAUAAUAAUGGAAAUUUUUUAAAAUUAAUUGAACUUAUGGCUAAGUAUGAUUCUGUGAUGGCUGAACAUGUAAGAAGAAUAAUUAAUAGUAAAAAAAAUAUAAGCCAUUAUUUAGGAAAAGAUAUUCAAAAUGAGAUGAUUAAUUUAUUAGCUCAGUCUAUUAAGUCUCGCAUAGUUACUAUGGUUAGCGAAGCGAAGUAUUAUAGUAUUAUACUAGAUUGUACUCCUGAUAUAAGUCACUCGGAGCUCAUGACUAUUAUUAUUCGUUUUGUGUCAAUUGAAGAUUCAAAAGUUACCAUACGUGAACAUUUUCUUGGUUUUAUUUCAGUUGAAAAUAGUACUGGAGAAUGUAAAUAA